AUGCCUUCUUUGAAUUCUUCGUCAUAUUCUCAUCUGAAUUCUGAUGACGUGGAUUUUUUGGAAUCUGAAAAUACGGAAUCUGAAAUUUCCAUACAAAUUGAAAAUGUAGGAAAACGAAGUGUUUCGAAAUUCGUGUUUGGGCAUAGAACCCGAUUAUUUAUUAUGGUUUUAUUAUUAUUCUGUCUAACCCUACCUCAAAUUAACUCGAUUACUUUUAAUUUUACGGUAAUUUGUAUGGAAGACUUGGUAGAAAAUUUUUAUACAAAAAAUUUGAGUGGAACCCACUGGAUGGAGUCCACAACCCACAAAUCCUUUAUAUUCUCCUCCACAGCUAUUGGCGCAGUAAUUGGUCUAAUCCCGUCUGUCCCUUUAAUUGACCAAUUAGGGAUUCGAAUUGUUUUAACAGUCAGUGGAUUCCUUUCUGCCAUCGGAUCCCUAUUUUUUCCGCUAGCAGUGGAUUACAAUUUUUAUGCUGUUAUAGUGUGUCGAAUUCUUCAAGGCCUCGGAAUUUCCAUUGUUUUUACAGUAGUGGGUGUGAUUCCAGGUGUCUGGGCUGCUGAAAACGAGACUGGAACAUUUUUGGCGAUUCUCUCGUGUGCUUUUCAAUUGAGUAUGAUUAUUUGUAUGCCAGUUUCUGGCCUACUCUGUGAUUCUGACCUCGGCUGGAGGUCCAUUUAUUACAUUUUUGGAAUUCUCACUCUUUUUUCCUAUUUUCUAUUCUUUUACUUCUAUACAGAUUCCCCCAGAUUUCAUAGAAAUGUAUCGGAAAAGGAAUUGAAGAAAAUUGAAAGCGGAAAAUUAGAAAUUUUAAAAGAAGGCGUUCCAUAUUUUGAAAUUUGCACGGAUUUAACGGUCCUCAUGGCUUGGCUUUCUGUCCUUGGAGGCAAUUUUGGAUUCACAAUUUUAACAUUAUAUGGACCAACUUAUUUGAAAAAUGUACUUCAUUUUGAUGUCAAAGAGACUGGUUUUGCCACGGCGUUGCCUUUCAUUCUAAGCGCUUUGGUGAAAUUCGCAGCUGGGAGGAUUUCGGAUAAAAUGGAGCAUUUGUCGGAGAAGCAACAUAUUCUAUCUAUCAGUGGAGGAUUGUACCAACUACAUCGUGACCCCUUCAGCUUCUUCUACCGUAUCUUUUAUGCCGUCGCAUUCCCAUUCAGAGACUACUACUGUCGUCCAUUCUGUGAUGGAGGCACUGGAGAGGACUAUGAACUAGUUCUUUGA
Messenger RNA from Caenorhabditis briggsae, 1218 nucleotides. The transcript is spliced from 5 exons. Gene Ontology annotation, molecular function: transmembrane transporter activity. The coding region runs from base 1 to 1218 and encodes 405 amino acids. Gene Ontology annotation, biological process: transmembrane transport. NCBI's taxonomy places the organism in Eukaryota, Metazoa, Nematoda, Chromadorea, Rhabditida, Rhabditidae. The record is from RefSeq and is a predicted model, not a curated record.